Molecule: messenger RNA, 2158 nt
Organism: Stegodyphus dumicola
Lineage: Eukaryota; Metazoa; Arthropoda; Arachnida; Araneae; Eresidae
Product: sodium-dependent nutrient amino acid transporter 1-like
Biological process (GO): sodium ion transmembrane transport; amino acid import across plasma membrane; nitrogen compound transport
Cellular component (GO): plasma membrane
Molecular function (GO): L-amino acid transmembrane transporter activity; amino acid:sodium symporter activity
Source: RefSeq, a predicted model, not a curated record
GCUCGCCAAGUCGUCGUGUUCUCUCCCCCCCUUCUAAGCGGUGUCAGCACGAGUUGUCAGUCGACUCGAAUAAUACCAGUUCGUGAAUGAAAGGUAACAACAGUGGAUGUUAAUAAGUAUGACGACCUAAUACGAGUGCUAAAUGUUGUUACAAGUGCCGCAAAAUUUGGAAUUUUGAGUAUUUCAUUGGAGUUCGUCUGCUCGUAGAAAUUGGGAUAUGGCAUUUAAUGGCAGCUUUAAAUCUAGCUCCUAUGAUCUUGACAAGGAAAGAGACAGUUUCGCAGUGCCUCGGAUAUCCAUUUCCCAAUUAAAUGUUGAAAAAAGUGUCAUCAAAGAAAAUGAUGGCAAAAAUGAUGCACCAGAAAGAGGACAAUGGUCAAAAGGCAUUCAAAGCCUUCUACUCUGCCUUUCUAUGUCAGUUGGCCUCGGAAACAUCUGGCGGUUUCCAAACAUCGCUUACAACAAUGGCGGAGGUGCAUUUCUGAUACCUUAUUUACUGCUCCUGUUUAUCAUUGGCAGACCACUAUACUACUUAGAGCUUAUAUUGGGUCAGUUUUGCAGUCAAGGUCCUAUCAAAAUGUGGAGGAUUGUUCCUGCAUUUAAAGGAGUCGGUUACGCCCAAGUCAUUUCAGUGUCAUUCAUUCUUGUUUUCUACAACUAUUUGAUGGCCCUCAGCGUUUUUUACAUUUUUUCCUCAAUGCAAUCAUGCCUGCCAUGGACAGAUUGUGCUUAUGCUAACCACACAGUUUCUCAGAAUGGUUCUGCCGAAGACUUAUUAGCGCCCUCAGAACAAUUUUGGAUGCAAGAAAUUUUGUUGAAAUCCAGUGGCAACGACGACCAGUUGGCUGUAAGCUGGAAAUUAUUCUUAUGCUUGUUAGCGACGUGGAUAAUUGUGUACAUAACAGUUAUCCAAGGAACCAACUCACUGGGGAAGAUGUCGUACUUUACUGCAUUCUUUCCCUUUUUUGGCCUUAUCGCCCUCCUCAUCAUCGCAUGUCUGGAAGAAGGAUCUUGGGAAGGCAUUAAAUUUUUCUUCAAGCCUGACCUGGAGAAACUUAAAGAUAUAAACGUUUGGUAUAAAGCCACGGAACAAUCGUUUUUCUCUUUGACUGUUGCAUAUGGGAACAUUGUAAUGAUAGCUAGUUACAAUAAGUUCCAUAACAACGUUUACAGGGAUGCAAUGAUUAUCAGCGUUUUGGACACAUUUGUCAACAUAUUAGCUGGAUGCGUGAGCUUCGCCGUUCUGGGAUCGUUGUCUCAUAAAUACGCCAAGGACAUCAGGGAAGUGGUUAACCAUGAAGGUUUGGGGUUAGCUUUCAUUGUCUAUCCUGAAGCUCUGGCAGCCAUCAAAUAUGUUCCCCAGCUGUGGUCUGUAAUAUUUUUCUUUAUGCUGUUUGUCUUGGGUGUUGGUAGCUCUAUGUCUAUGAUUGAAACUAUUUUAACUAUAAUAAAGGACAAGUUUCCAGUGCUCCGGAAGAAAGAGUGGCUACUUGCUAUGGGAAUCUGUUCUAUGUUUUUUGCCCUUGGAGUACCAUUAACUACCAAUGUUGGACAACUCAUACUGGUUAUUCUCAACAAUUAUGGAGCAGGUAUAGCUGUGUUUUUCUAUGCUGUGCUUGAACUCGUAGGAGUAAUGUGGAUAUAUGGACUUAAAAACUUCUGCCAGGAUGUGGAAUUUAUGUUGAACAAACCUCCAGGAAUUUUCUGGAAAGUAACGUGGGCCUUUACCGCUCCCGUAGCUCUUACAAUAAUUUUCAUAAUCGGCAUAAUUGAUGCUGAAUCGACUGUCGAUCCGACGCUACCCGACUGGGCAUCAGCUAUGGGUUGGUUUCUUGCCGCCUUAGCUCUGGUGCAAAUUCCUUUGUGGUUCAUCGUUGCCGUUUAUAGAGAUCCGCAUAUUGGUGUCAUAAAGAAAGUUUUGAGUGCCUUAAAGCCCGCUGAAAAUUGGGGACCGAGUGAUCCAGUGCACAAUGCUGAUUGGAGGGCAAUGAAAAUGGCUGCACGCAAAGACAAAAUUCCGGUGAAUUUUGCAUCAACUGUAUCUGCUGCAUAUCAAAACCAGUCGUACAAGGAAGAUGUAUUUUGAAAUCAUCUGAAUGCAGAUUUUAGAUAUAUUGAAGUUUACAAUCUUACUAUGUUUUAUACUAUUAAAGACUUA